GCAGUACUGUCGCCGCCAUGUUAUUUUGCUAACUUCAUUCCGGUGUGCACUCAAAACAAAUAUAUUUUGAUCGUACGUCCCACAUUGUUGUUUAUCUGCAAUAAUUAUAUACAGUAGCGAUACUAGACAUUCUUGUUGGAGUCCAACGAUAUCACAUUGUGAACUUCGACGACAGAUUGCAAGUUUAAUAGAAAUUGAGUAAUCCGAUCCGCCGCGAUGGAAGUCGAGCGAAAUGCUUCUGACUCUGAAAACGUGGCGGCCGAUGAAAAGCCGGUCGGUGACGAGGGCGCCGGCGACGCCACUACAUCGCACAGCGAUAAGUUACGUCGCAAGAAUAAAAAAUACGCACGCUCGAAUAGCAAAGAGGGUGUUACUGUGGUUGCUCCAUUGCCCAAAUACCGCAGUUGGAAGAAUAGCCGCCGGCCGCGCAACGGGCACGGCAGAGGGCUGCCCAAGAAAGGCGGCGCCGGCGGCAAGGGCGUGUGGGGUGCGCCCGGCUCGGAGCUGCUGGAAGAGUACGUGGAGGACGCGAAUGACCCCAACUACGACUCCGAGGCGGUCACCAAUGGCGACGUGGAGUUCAAGCAGGUGAUCGUCGAGGCGGACCCUGAAGAGGUCGUGGUAAGUACAAUGCUGGAGGUGUUUUACCGUCAUAAAAAAUGGCUUUCAAUAAUAAAAAUAAAAAAAAAUGAUACAUAUUUUCUUUUUGAUUACGAAUAUGUAUUUAACUCAAUAUUGAAAAAACAAUUACGUCUCUCUUCCUUGUGACCUAGUGUUGGACGC
Molecule: messenger RNA, 783 nt
Organism: Manduca sexta (tobacco hornworm)
Lineage: Eukaryota; Metazoa; Arthropoda; Insecta; Lepidoptera; Sphingidae
Product: programmed cell death protein 4-like
Exons: 2
Coding region: 217-768 (183 amino acids)
Biological process (GO): negative regulation of DNA-templated transcription
Cellular component (GO): nucleus; cytosol
Source: RefSeq, a predicted model, not a curated record